GGGUGCGAAGAAGAGAGGUGGUAGAAAAUAUUUUCGUUCUUUUAUUUUCCUAUUAUUUUGCGAGCAAGAUACUGAGGAAGGUGUGUUGUGAUUUCGGUAUUUGUGUAAUUCUUUUGAUUUUGAGAUUGAAUUGAUGGUAAAAUUGUAAAUAUAAUAAUGUGGAGCUGAGCGCGCCGACCGUUGGCGAGUGAAGUGAGGUAUAGAGACACGAUCGCUGUAGGCAGAAACAAGGUAUAUAGGUACAGGGUUAUAGGUAUAUAGUGGCGGAGUGGAGACGGACCUGAGCAGUGCGCGUAGAUCAGUGGUUUGCAGUGGACGACGACGGAUCGGAUGGUGGUGCGCUUGUGGUUGCGUUGCGAGCCCCUACGAAAUUCGAAUUUCCCGCCGCCGAGCGUUUGGCAAGUGACUGUCGGCCGGGUCGUGUCGUUGAUGUCAGUAGUGAAGGAAAAUGGCCGCCAGCGACGAUGAACCUAUGCAUCAUUUAUACGAAGUUUUCACCACUUGUUUUAACAAAAUAGCAAACAAAGCGCCAGAAAAGCCGGGAUUCCAGCCUCCUUAUGGGGUCAUAGACAACGGCAUGGCAUAUGCUCUUAGUCCUGCUGGUCCAGGGUAUUCGGGUGCGAGUCCAACACAGGCGACGGGGGAGCCAUUCGCGGCGGAUAGUCCUUAUUUUCCCUUCAGCGCGCGACCCGUGAGCAGGCUAUCUCCAGCGAAAGCCAAAGUCACACCGAGGCCUCCGAAAGAAGAACCCCAGCAACCCGCCACGGCCAUCGACAACCAGCAAUGGGUGUAUGGUUCGGACGAGUUCCACGAUUCCCCCAGAUACACGUCGCCGGCGACGGGGACGUCCGGUUACUACCUAGGAGGCGCGGACGGUGCGCCCGGCUCCGUCGGAGAAUGGUCGACGACGUACAGCACGCCGUACCAGUACGAAGCCUAUGGAAUAACAUUAACACCUGAAACCGAAGGACAAGGGCUACCGCCUAUGUCUUCAUUCCGUGCCAAUGGGACCCCAGCUACGACAGCUCCUCCGACGAAUCCUCCCUUCACACAUACAGACGGCAUCAGCAAAGCGCUGAGUGCGAUGUACCCUUUAGCAGAACAGGCUAGCGCAAGUAGUUAUAGUUCUGCACCAUCGACGCCGGUCAGUUCGCCACCUCCUUUAGCUCCAUCGGGAUGGAUCACAAAUCACAAUGCAACACAUUCUCCACACUACACACAGGCUGUGACCAACAGCGGAGCAGCUCAGGGUUUACACAUGCCCCCCGCUCCAGAAGCUCAACGUUUAGACGAUGCCAUCGGCUUCUUAAGGGACCAUGCAGAGGUUGUUAGCGGAACACGUAUGGAAGAAAGACUAGACGAUGCCAUAAAUGUUUUGCGGAACCACGCAGAAUCGCAGCUGGGAAUGGGACAAUUACCUCCGAAUCUGGGUGGACCACCGCAGAUGACAACGUUAGGUGCGUACGCACCACCACCACCUGAAUCACAUUUAGCCGCUCCUAUUAAAGUUGAGCGAGAUACGUACAACAUCAAGAAACGCAAGGAACCUCCAGAUAGCGAUACGAAACCCUCGAGUUCAGUAGAGAGUGCAAAUUCAACUAGCGGUAUUCCUGGUGGCAAAAAUAGUAAACGACCUAGGAGAUACGCGACAGACGAGGAGGAAACUGACGAACCUGGAAACAAGGCCGUGCGUGAGAAAGAACGCAGGCAGGCCAACAAUGUUCGGGAACGUUGUUCCAGUGCGGAUGAAACGGAAGAGGGUGAUUUAGAUCCCGACGUUAAAGCUCAAAGAGAAAAGGAGAGGAGGCAGGCUAAUAAUGCCCGAGAAAGGAUACGUAUCCGUGAUAUUAACGAGGCGCUAAAGGAAUUAGGGCGAAUGUGUAUGGCACACCUGAAGACGGAUAAACCUCAAACCAAGCUAGGCAUCUUAAAUAUGGCCGUAGAGGUGAUAAUGACGUUAGAACAACAAGUUAGAGAAAGGAAUUUAAAUCCAAAGGCAGCUUGCCUAAAGAGGCGAGAAGAAGAGAAAGCGGAAGAUGGACCGAAACUGGGUCCUGGACCUCCUCAUCACAUGUUAUCCGCGUCUUCUCACUACCCCACCAUACCUGGACCUCCGCCAAACUUGCCUCACAAUCCCGGCCAGCCACAAUAGCAUUGCUAGUGGUUCCGUUUUGUUUUUAUGUUUAUUUUUUAUUUAAAGUUUUCUAAAUAGGACUAAACUAUUUGCUAGUGGUUGGAACUCCAAAAUGUACAUACUACACAUGUUCGUACAAAUAACGGCAUCCAUUUCUCAUCCAUUCGUCAUAAUGUCAUAAAUUAUAUUAUAUUUUUUUAAAAAGAUAUGAAUCGUUCGGUAGUGAUACUGUGUAAUAAUUCUUAAUUUUCAUCGUUUAGUUAUUAUUUUAGAACAAUUCUACUAUACCUACGUACGAAACAAAAGCAAAGAAACAAAUGAAAGAAGAACAACGUUAUUUUUG
This is a messenger RNA of Nicrophorus vespilloides, 2477 nucleotides long. RefSeq names its product protein daughterless-like. The coding region runs from base 449 to 2152 and encodes 567 amino acids. The transcript has 13 exons. Gene Ontology annotation, molecular function: protein dimerization activity; RNA polymerase II cis-regulatory region sequence-specific DNA binding; DNA-binding transcription factor activity, RNA polymerase II-specific. The record is from RefSeq and is a predicted model, not a curated record. NCBI's taxonomy places the organism in Eukaryota, Metazoa, Arthropoda, Insecta, Coleoptera, Silphidae. Gene Ontology annotation, cellular component: transcription regulator complex. Gene Ontology annotation, biological process: regulation of transcription by RNA polymerase II.